Messenger RNA from Ixodes scapularis (black-legged tick), 1146 nucleotides. Its product is annotated as solute carrier organic anion transporter family member 4A1-like. The coding region runs from base 1 to 1146 and encodes 381 amino acids. The transcript has 5 exons. Gene Ontology annotation, cellular component: membrane. Gene Ontology annotation, biological process: sodium-independent organic anion transport; transmembrane transport. NCBI's taxonomy places the organism in Eukaryota, Metazoa, Arthropoda, Arachnida, Ixodida, Ixodidae. The record is from RefSeq and is a predicted model, not a curated record.
AUGAAAACAGUGGCGGCAACGGCAGAGCCCACCGGACGGGCAUCGGGAACCCGGGACGAGCAUCAGCCGAUGGCUCUCUCUGACCAGCGUGCACUGCUCGCCUCCGAUAAUGAGGCAACCCCGAAGAGCUGCGGCUGGGGCCGCGUCGAGCCGGAGUGCCUACAGAGCCUGCGCACACCACCCUGGGCCCUGGCCGCCUUCUGCUCGGCCGGCUUCCUUCAGGGACUGGCCAUCAACGGCUACAUUCCUGUCGUGCUGCCCACCAUCGAGAGGCGCUUUCAGAUGCGCAGCAUCCAGGCCGGCAGCAUCGUCAGCAUGUACAACGUGGGCUCGCUCUUAUGCAGCACUCCUGUGGCUUACUUCGGAAACAGGCAGCACAAGCCCAGGUACAUGGCCAUCGGGACCAUCGUCAUGGCCACUGGCUCUCUCAUCUUCGCCAUACCCCACUUCUUGGUGCCGCCAUACCAGAGCUCUGACAUCAAGGACAUUUGUCCUAACUUACUAAAGUCAGACGAAUUCUGCGCCACGUCACCCACAAACUUGCCAGAGUACCGUUACUUCUUCAUGCUUGGCAAUUUUUUGCACGGCUGUGGUACGUCGCCUUUCUACACACUGGGCAUCGCUUACCUGGAUGACAACGUGCCUACCAAGACGUCGCCUGUUUAUCUGGGCAUUUAUUUCGCCAUGGCUCUCUUGGGGCCAGCUGUGGGCUUCCUUUCCGGGGGCUAUUUUUUAACCCUUUACACCGACAUCGCCAAAGACCCUAAGGAGGUCAAGUUGAACCGAUUUAGCAAAGUCUGGGUUGGUGCCUGGUGGAUGGGGUUUCUAGUGGCCGCAGCCCUUGCAUUCCUAGCCGCCAUUCCAAUUUUCGCACUUCCAAAAGAGCUUCCUGGCUAUCGCAGCGUCCGGGCCAUUAAAAAAAUUGAAGUUGACAAGAAUUUGCAAAGCAAGAUCAUGGAGGUGAAACACGAACAUUUUCUCGGAAUAAUCGCCAUGCUCCUUUCGAACCGUCCAUAUGUGCUGCUGACCAUGGCGGGUACUCUGGAAGCUAUGAUGGCUUCUGGACUUUCGGCGUUCAUCUCCAAGAUCCUGGAGGCUCAGUUUGGGCUGACGUCUUCGGCAUCUGCGACGAUAUUGGGCAAGUAG